GUACAUCCAUUCGCUGUUAACCACAUACUUUUUACGACCACGAGGGUAAAAUUCCUCCUGCCUGUACUUUUCACAUUGGAUACCACUAUCCCACUACCACUCUCGCCUGUCCUUUCACAUCUACAUCCAUUGGAUCCAUUGUUCUUACUCGAUUGAAUGAAGUCAAAAAUCUUAUUAGACUGUCAAUUGUCCAAGUUCCCUUCUCCAUCUUUGUCGUGUGUGUUAUGGAGCAAAGCGGGCCCGCAUCAGCACUACCCUAGCACCUUCGUAUCUUAGCGUGCUGGCUUCCUUGAGGAUUCCUUAUAUGUAUGAGGACUUCAUAUGAUGCAGCCGCUCAUCGCUGCCAUGCAUAGAUUACGACAGGCUUUCUAUGCCGCCUUUAUCAAAUCUUUUCUGAAAACUAAAUCUAUCUUUGAGAUCAUUAUCAAGUUUUGGAUUGCGCCUUCAACUUUUCCCAAAGUCAAGGACGAAAAUGUCGACGUCAAAGACAUCUCCAUUGCAAAAGUCAAGAAGUUUUUAGAUGAGGUUGAAGCUGCCUUUAGAGAUUCUACGAAGGAGGCCUCCUUAUUGGCGUUUUCGGAAGGGUUGAGAAAAGAAUUUGCUGAGAGCUUAUUAGAAAAUCCACAAUGCAUGUUGCCUUCAUACAAUCAUCAACUUCCUAGCGGUCAUGAAUGUGGAACGUACUUAGCCCUAGAUGUUGGGGGUUCGACUUUCCGGGUAGCCUUGAUUAAACUCGCGGGAAAAGAGUGCAAGGGGAAGGAGAUUGAGAUUGUUGAAUUAAAGUCUUUCAAGAUCAAAAAUGUGGAAAGGCAGCUGGUUGGUGUAGAAUUCUUCGAUUGGAUGGCAGACCGAAUUCUGGACACUCUUUCUGGGGAGAAGGAAGGACACAAGAUUUCGCAGACACCCUUAUCUGUGGGACUGUCCUGGUCCUUUCCUAUUGAGUAUGAUCACCAGGAUAUUCAUCAAAUUCAAAGUCAGCUGAUAGUAGUUUCACAGUCAAACAUCACUCAAGGGCGGUCUUCUUAUGGGCAUGGGAAAAGGCUUUUGUGCUGCUGAUGGGCUGAUCGGUAAAGAUCUGGGUGGCCUUAUCGAGGAUUCCUGCUUAAAAAAAGGCCUUAACGUUCAGCUGAACGCCAUUGUGAACGAUUCUUCGGCAACAUUACUCUCCAAAUCAUAUAUAGACCCUACCACUCGUUUCGCACUAAUAUUAGGAACUGGGUUGAACGCUGCAGCCCAUCUUCCCGUCCACAUCUUUUCACAACCCAAAUUUGGCAUUCGACCUGCAUCCUGGCAUGAUUGCGCUGAGCAUGUUAUUGUCAACACAGAACUGUCGAUGUUCGGUGGUAAGUUUCUUCCAUACACGAAAUGGGAUAAACAAUUGAGAGAAAGCCAUCCUCUACCAGAGUUUCAGCCAUUCGAACAUUUUGCGAGUGGCGGAUAUAUUGGCGAGAUCGUGCGUUUGAUAUUGAUUGAUGGGAUUCAGAGCGCAGGACUAUUUGGGGGAGUAGUGCCAGCAAAUUUGAGGGAGAAGUACUCAUUAGAGACCGAAACUCUCUCAUAUAUUGAAAAGUAAGUCAUUUUUCAUCAAUAGCCUCCUAACGAAGCUUCCGUCAGCUUCAUUCUCCGAAAUUAGUUGCUAAUAAGGUUGACACCACAUUAGCGAUAGAACUCCCCAACUUGCUACCGCUAUUGAAGUGUUCAGCAGACGUCACCCCUCCCCUCAUAUCCCCACCGUAGCCGAUUUACGAGCUCUACGAUUGAUAGCUUCCCGCGUAACUCUACGCUCUAGCGGCCUCAUCGCUGCUGGCGUCCACUCCCUCUGGCACAUGCGCAAUGCCUCCGAAUCAAUCUCACCCUCAGAUUCUGCCCACACGGUCAUUGCCUAUAAUGGAUCUGUGUUGGAAAAUUAUCCUGAAUUUCGUAGCAAUACGCAAAAACACAUCGAUAUGUUGAUCGAAGCAAGUGGUGCAAAAAGCGGUACCGUGGAGUUGGUUUAUGCGGAAGAAAGCUCGCUGUUGGGAGCGGCCGUCGCGGUCGCUUGCUGCGAUGCUUGAGUUACAGAAGCAAGGCGUGCGGUGUCAUCUAGCAUAGCUUCCCAUCGCUACUGAUAUCAUAACAUGAAUAUAGGCACGGCAUAUGGGAUGGUUUUUGUUGUUAAGAGGGAUGUUAGGUAUUGCAUGGUUUGGAAACAUCUUUGUAAAGCAUUAUUUUGGAGUUUUGGGGCUCAUAUAGUUCAUCACAUCUGUAUUAUCCGUAGUUAACUUGGAAAAUUAUCAUAGUUGAUUCGACUUUCAUGUCAUCAAACUAAAUUUAAAUAAACAAUGAUAUUUUAUCCUACGGUUGUUCAUGUAUGAUCCGAAAAGCGUGACUUCGCGUAUU
Molecule: messenger RNA, 2379 nt
Organism: Sclerotinia trifoliorum
Lineage: Eukaryota; Fungi; Ascomycota; Leotiomycetes; Helotiales; Sclerotiniaceae
Source: the annotation of a GenBank genome assembly